AUGGCGUUCCCGCCAAAUCUUUUACUCCUGUUUUGCAUUGUUGCCGCCGUCUCGAUCCCGAUCGCCGCCGCACAUCCGCCGUCACCAGCCGCCGGACCUGUCAAAAUCCGGUCGGAAUCAAUCUCCGGCGUGCUCACCGCCCUCGGAUACCGUCAACUGUCGACAAUCGCAUCGAAACACCUCCCGAACACCACCGUGCCUCUCACGAUCUUCGCGCCGACUGACAGCUCGAUUCUCACGUGUCCUUCGUGCUCUCUCCCUCUCCUCCUUCUCGAACACUCGGUGCCGUCUCUCUACCCGAUCUCUCUCCUCCUCUCUCUCCCUUUCGGAACCAAAAUCCAGACUCUCGCUCCCAAACUCCGGUGCCUAACCCUAACUUUCUCGCCCGGCGGCGUCGGGGCCACCGCGUUCAUCAACGGCGUCGAGAUCACGAAGCCUGAGGUUUACAAGAGCGAUAAGCUGAUCGUGCACGAGAUUCGAGGCUUUCUCACGCAUCUCUCUCAUCUGUCCUGUAACAUUGAGGCGCUGACGUCACUGUCGUUCCCGGCGUAUCCGAUGCCGUUCUCGCCGUUCUUCAUGAUGCGAUUGAUGUUGAAAGACGCGAUGCUGAGGCUCCGGAUAAGCGGUUACAGCGUACUCGCGCUCGCGAUGCGCGAGAAGUACCGCGAUCUCCUCGAGCUCCGCGCCGCCACGAUCUUCGCGCUCGACGACGAGGCGAUCUUCUCCAAAGGCCAGAUCUACGUCCGCGAUCUCCGCUUCCACAUCGUGCCUAACCGCAAGCUCACCGCCGACAAUCUCGUCAUGCUACCGGCGAAGACCGUCCUUCCGACGAUGGAUCCGUCGGAGAAGCUCGUCGUAACCACCGCCGGCGGCGGCGGCUUGCUGCAGCCGUUGAGGAUCAAUUACGUCAAGGUAACGAGCUUAGAUCUGAUGUUCAACAGUAGGAUAGCUGUUCAUGGCGUUGUGGCCCCUCUCAGGCAUGCUUUUCAUGAUCUAACGGCUGUAGAUGAUUUCACCCAAACUGAACGGUCUGGAUCUGUUGAUGAUGAAAAGGUGGUCCCUACAACCGUUGAUGACUAUCACUAG
Molecule: messenger RNA, 1086 nt
Organism: Daucus carota subsp. sativus
Lineage: Eukaryota; Viridiplantae; Streptophyta; Magnoliopsida; Apiales; Apiaceae
Exons: 1
Coding region: 1-1086 (361 amino acids)
Source: RefSeq, a predicted model, not a curated record